GACCAGCCAGCCAGCCAGUCAGCCAGUCAGCCAGUCAGUCAGUGAGUCAGUGGUCGGGGACGGAGAAUCAUCGCACCCCAGGCGGCAUAGAUGUACAAAACCUCUGGAAUAAGCCGUGCGCUGGACAGGCCGGAGCCAUUCACCGUGGAGGACAUCGUCUUUAUUUAAACCGAUCCAGAAAAGGGGGGGGGGGAGCGCGCGCGGAGCGGAGCCACGGUGCGAGCAUGGCGGUAGAAGAAGAAGGUCUCCGAGUUUUCCAGAGCGUUAAAAUAAAAAUAGGCGAAGCCAAGAACAUCCCUCCCUACCCAGGACCCAACAAGAUGAGGGACUGUUACUGCACUGUCAACCUGGACCAGGAGGAGGUCUUCAGGACCAAGAUUAUUGAGAAAUCCCUCUGUCCCUUCUAUGGGGAGGACUUCUACUGUGAGAUCCCGCGUAGCUUCAGACACCUCUCGUUCUACAUCUUCGACAGGGACGUCUUCAGGAGGGACUCCAGCAUCGGCAAAGUUGCAGUGAAGAAAGAGGACCUUCAGAAAUAUCAUGGGAAAGACACCUGGUUUCAGCUACAACCUGUCAGCGCUGACUCAGAGGUGCAGGGAAAAGUGCACCUGGAGCUGCGUCUGAGUGAAGUCAUUACAGACAAUGGAGCCGUCUGCCAUAAACUAGCCACGCGAGUAUUGGAGUGCCAAGGUCUGCCAAUCGUCAAUGGCCAAUGUGAUCCAUAUGCUGCCGUAUCCCUUCUAGGACCCUCCAGGUCAGAAGCUAAGAAGACCAAGGUGAAGAGGAAAACCAACAAUCCCCAGUUUGAGGAGGUUUUCUAUUUUGAGGUGACACGGCCGCUGAGCUACACCAAGCGGCACUUCGACAUCGAAGAGGAGGAUGUCGACAAACUGGCCCUGAGGGUGGACCUGUGGAACGCCAGCAACUUGAAGUUUGGAGACGAGUUCCUGGGAGGGGUGCGCGUUCCUCUCAGGGUCCUGGGCCAGGCUGGGGUCCACGAUGCAUGGUACUUCCUCCAGCCACGGGAGAAUGGAGGGAAGUCGGUGAAGGUGGAGGAGCUCGGCUCUCUGCGCCUGAACAUCGUUUACACUGAGGAUCACGUCUUCCCCUCAGAACACUACACACCCCUCCGGGACCUGCUGCUUCACUCCGCCAACGUAGAGCCCGUCUCGGCGUCCACAGCUCACAUUCUGGGGGAAGUGUGUCGGGAGAAACAGGAGGCGGCCAUCCCCCUGGUGCGUCUCUUUCUUCACUAUGGCAAGAUCGUGCCUUUCAUCAGCACCAUCGCUCACGCCGAGGUCAACCGUACACAGGAUCCGAACACCAUUUUCCGAGGGAACUCGCUGACAUCCAAGUGCAUUGACGAGACCAUGAAGUUGGCAGGCAUGCACUACCUGCAAGUCACACUCAAGCCAGUCAUAGACGAGAUUUGCACGGAACACAAACCUUGCGAAAUUGACCCAGUCAAGCUGAAAGAGUCAGAAAACCUGGAGACCAACAGGGAAAACCUUCGCCAGUACGUGGACCGCAUCUUCAACGUUAUCACCACAUCCGGCGUCCGCUGCCCCACGGUCAUGUGCGACAUCUUCUUCUCUCUGCGAGAAUCCGCCGCCACGCGUUUCCAAGUUGACCAAGAUGUCCGGUACACAGCUGUGAGCAGUUUCAUCUUCCUGCGUUUCUUCGCUCCAGCCAUUCUCUCCCCGAAUCUGUUCCAGCUUAGACCCCACCAUCCAGAUCCCUCGACCUCUCGGACCCUCACCCUCAUCUCCAAGACCAUCCAAACCCUGGGAAGUCUAGCCAAGUCUAAAUCUGCCAAUUUCAAAGAGUCUUACAUGGCUGCAUUUUAUGACUACUUCAAUGAGCAGAAAUAUGCGGAUGCUGUGAAGAAUUUUCUUGACCUGAUCUCGUCUUCUGGGAAGUGGGAUCAGAAGAGCAUUGAGACGCCCAUCAUGCUGAAGGAGGGAUUUAUGAUAAAGCGAGCGCAGGGGAGAAACCGGUUCGGUAUGAAAAACUUCAAAAAGAGGUGGUUUCGUCUCACCAACCACGAAUUCACCUACCACAAAACGAAAGGUGAGGGCGCCCUCUGCAGCAUCCCCAUAGAAAACAUCCUGGCUGUAGAGCGGCUAGAGGAGGAAUCCUUCAAGAUGAAAAAUAUGUUCCAGGUCAUCCAGCCAGAGAGGGCGCUGUACAUCCAGGCCAACAACUGUGUGGAGGCGCGGGACUGGAUCGAUAUCCUGACCAAGGUCAGCCAGUGCAACCGCAAGCGCCUGAGCACGUACCAUCCGUCAGCCUACCUCAGCGGCCACUGGCUUUGCUGCAAGCACCCGGCCGAAGCCGCUACCGGGUGCACGCCCUGCACCGGUGGUCUCCCAGCCAACAUCCAGCUGGACGUGGAUGGCGACAGAGAGACGGAAAGGAUCUAUUCCUUGUUCAGCACGUACAUGAGUAAACUGGUCAAGAUGCAAGAGGCCUGCGGCAGUAAGUCUGUGUAUGACGGGCCAGAACAGGAAGAGUACUCCAGCUUUGUCAUCGAUGACCCCCAGGAGACCUAUAAGAUCCUGAAGCUGAUCGUGUCAGCCGUGCAGACCUUGGAGCAACAACACACCAAAUACAAACGCGACAAGUUCAAGAAGACAAGGAUAGGCAGCCAGGAGCAUCCGAUCGGAGACAAAAGUUUUCAGUGCUACAUCCGCCAGCAGUCUGAGAGCUCAACUUAUUCCAUCUAAGCCUUCGCUCGGUGUGCUGUCGCCACGAUGCCCCAAAACCAGCGUGUUUUACCUCACUGCAAGAGAAAUAUCCAUGUGGAACAGGUCAUUUAGUCCAGUGCAUUGUCUUAUUUUACUUCCCACAAGUUACACAAAAAAAAAAAACAUCCGCCAAUGGGUAGAGGUAAUCUCAUUAGUUUCCAAUUCAAAUUAACUAUUUUUUUUUCUCUCUAAGAAUUCUGUGGAAACAAAUGACAUUAUGUUGACGGCACUGGAAACAUCCCUGUCAUUGCAUUGUCACUCGUAUAAGAAAACUCUUGUACCAAAAACAGCAAAACGAUCUCACUCAGCUGGCAGAUUUUGUUUUUCCACUUCUUUUAAAGGAAAACAGGUUUGUUUGUUUUUUUCAGACUCGGUGUGAGACCAAAUGCCUUGAUGAGAUGGGUAUUUUUUUUGCAGUGUUCAGGCACCGACGACCUGAAAUCUGUGGGAGAGAAAGAGGAACUGUUGUGGACGGAAACAGGAAUGAAGAAAGAAUCACAACAAGCGUCUAUGUUGGGUCUUCUUUCUGUGAUGUGCUGGGAGAGAAAAAAGAAAAAAAAAGUUUUCACUGGACAAUUUUGACAGUGACCACGCACUUUAAUCGACUCCAAAUGUAUGGAUGAACAAGCAUCGCAGCACACUUUAAAAAGAAAAAAAGAAAAAAAAAGAAGAAGAAGCUUAUUUUAUCUUUUUUGGUUUUUAAUGGUUUUAAUGGUAUUUUAAUGGUUGUUAAAAUGUUCCUUUGUAUUUCAAGACUUGCAGACCAAACAUUUAGAUAGAAGGACUGUAUUUUCCCUCUGGGUAUUGUCGUCCCCCGUGUAUGUGUUUCGUCCCCGACGUCCUCAGGAAGGCUGUGAAGGAAGAGGGUACAAGAAGGGAUCAUUGGGACCAACUGUAGUCCAUGUCGGCUCCAUUUUAGCUGUUGAACUCAAUCCAUUGAUAAUUGUACCCCCCCACCCCACCCCACCCUCUCCCAUUACCAUCCCCCACCCCAGCCCCACUGCACCCCAUUAGCCUUUGUUACCAUGAAUUUGCUAAUGCGCAUCAGUUCAAGUUUUAGCUUUUAAAUCAAGAGACCUGUUCUGUAGUGCUGGGCGAUAAGGAAAAUAUUAUUCUCCCAAUAAUCGUGGGAAUUUCACACAAUAUCAGCGCAUAUAUCGUGAUAUCUGCUUACAUAUGCAAAUAUACAUAUGUUGAGAAUAUAAUAAACGAGGAUAUAAUAGACGUUCAUCACAUCUGACCUGCUUGGUAAUGUAUAACGUAUAAUGCCAAACCAAAACUGGUUUUCUAACAACACUCGCCUCGCGUUUCAGGCCCCAGUCUGUGAGAAAUUUCCGGAUUCUCGUUAUCGUUCAUUUAGACGACAAAAUUGGGGUAUCUUGACACGACGGUAUCCGAAUUCUAAUCCCGAUGCAGUGCCAUCGGAGGAAAGAUAAAACGAUAAUAUUGAAUUAUUUCCCAGCCCUACUGUUCUGUUGUGUUUGGGUUGUUGUUGUGUGCUCUUGUGCACGCAACAACGUCCGGCUUUAAACAACACAAAGCGGGAAGUGCGCUCUUAGCUCAGCUAGCCGUCCGGUUCACAAAGAGGGGCGAGCGUCGGCUUUAAUUUGACCUCUUCCUUUGGCGGAUACUAUCUGGGCCUGUCAGCCAAACUACAUUGGUGAACUGGAUAACCAGGAAGUGUGCGGUGCCGCCGCUGCUGCUGCUGCUGAGCGUUUCGCCCCGUUUGCUACCUAAUAUUGCGUUUUCCCUGCUUCGUGAGACAACAGUCGUUUCUAAUUUGCUUUUGGAAAACGGUCCCAGUGGGUUUAAACCCUAUUUUUAUGUAUUCCUGUGUGCUAACGCCUGCUGUGAAUUGUAUUGGUUAGCACCCCAGAGUCUGUUGGAGGGUACAAGGUUUCUCGGUGUGCGUCGUGACAUCUUUCGCAUCGGCACUUAAAACUCUCACGAGCACGCACACCAAAUCGCUUCAUUUGCAGUCUAAUUCUGGUCCGUUUUGGUAGCCGGAACGACAACUUCGGUGACCAGGUGACUACAAAGUAUAGAUUUGGAGGUAAUUUUGUAGUAUUCCCAAAAAGAACUACCUGGAUUUCUACCAGCUAUGUAGUCUAGGCGACUACAGAACUCUGGAUUUACAGCUAAUUUUGUAUUCCCAACAAUAACUUCCUGGGUCUCUACCAGUCGUGUAAUCUAAUGGGUGUUCCAAUGGCAACACGAUUCCAAACAGUGCCAGUCAUCGCUUUUUCUAGAUUUCCCUUUUUGGAAAAAAAAAUCAUCGUUUAAAUGUUUUUAUAGCUUAAAACGAAUACUGUUUUUGAAAACAAAUCAGCAGUUAUGUCGAUGACACCUUUUACUUUCUCUCUAAUGUUGAUGAACAAGCUAUAUGGAAACUUGUCAACAUAUAACCUGUGUUUUCUAUCUUGUCAUGUCAUGCAGGACUCUCUCCCUGUAUCUGAAUAGAAUCAAUGAUUUUGUCUUUAUGUAUGCCGGUGUGUGUGUGUGUGAGUGCGUGCAAGUGUGUGUGUGCGUGCAAGUGUGUGUGUGUGCAUUUCUCGGUGUGUGCAUCUGUGACUGACAAAUUGUGCGUGGGUUUGAAACAAACACUUUGAUGGGUUGUAUUGCCAAUUGAAUUAGUUCAGUGUUAUGGGACAGGCGGCGUGUCAGUCGUUGUCCGUAGCGCUGCCUGCUGUUACAUAUGAGAUGAUAGUAGGCUCAUGGAUUCACACUGUUACAGUUAACCAACUUCUGCUCGGCCCUGAUAUUUUUGUCUUCUCACCUUUUCUCUUGCAUACAGUCUCUGUUCCGUUCGAAGGAACCGAUAUGGUGGCCCCCGAAAAGCUUUGAUUUGUGUCCUGCACCCGUCGGAAACAUGACGGGAGCAGGAUGACUAGCGUGGCCUCAGACCUUGAUGCGGGGAGGAUGUUUGGGUCUUUCGGUCCUUUUCUUUCCUCAGGGUCAGGAAACGAAACACUGCGAGUUUUAUUGCCAAGACUGAGCAAACACAAGAUUAGAUAUCAAUUGCUUUUAUUACUCAUUCCUAAAUUGGUAAUCAUAUUUAUUGUUGUUCUCAAUUAUUGUCCUCUCUCACUCCCUCUGAAAUACCUGCUGAGGUGAUCAGGCAGUUGCGGUUAAAUUCAUCUAUUCUGAAAUGCAAAAUGUGUGACUUAUGCAAUAAUGAAUCGUCAGCAUGCAAUAAUAUUAUCGACCACCCUUGAUCAAAUACAAAAAUUCAGUUAUGACAGAAUGAGAACAGUGUAUUUUGUAUAGAUAUUUUGAAAGUAUUAAACUAAGCCUGUUAUGUGUACAUAAAACAGUUGAAUGAAUGGUGAAAAUGUGAUGUGUUUUCCUCCUGAAUAACUAAAUGAAGAUGAUAUUAAUGCAAA
Messenger RNA from Lampris incognitus (smalleye Pacific opah), 6130 nucleotides. RefSeq names its product RAS p21 protein activator 3 (gene rasa3). NCBI's taxonomy places the organism in Eukaryota, Metazoa, Chordata, Actinopteri, Lampriformes, Lampridae. Gene Ontology annotation, biological process: negative regulation of Ras protein signal transduction; regulation of GTPase activity; intracellular signal transduction. The transcript is spliced from 24 exons. The coding region runs from base 225 to 2726 and encodes 833 amino acids. The record is from RefSeq and is a predicted model, not a curated record. Gene Ontology annotation, molecular function: GTPase activator activity.